GUACUAAAAUAUCAAGGUACAGCCACACGUUGGCGCGAAAUACUUCGUCGCAUUUCCCAUCUCGACGCGUUCCUAGCUCCAGAAGAAUUCCAUCAAAUAACCUCAACUUCAAUUACAAUUUUGACCUCAACAAUCAUCAACCCAAUCAAGGCAUUGAAUUUUCUACUGUGAUACUUGUCAACUCACCAAUAUCCGAACUCAAAGCACAACUACACCGCCAAAAUGACGGACUACUCCCAACUCAAGGUCCCUGAGCUUAAGAAGCUUCUUCAAGAGAAGUCCUUACCUAUCUCUGGUAACAAGGCAGAUUUGAUCGCCAGGUUACAAGAAUCCGAGAAAGCGCCAGCUGGUGAAGCUACCGCAACAACAGGAGAAGAUGAAAUCGAUUGGGACGAAGAUGACGAAAAGAAAGCAACACCCGCAGAAGCUGCGAUAGCAGCUGCUGGAGGAAAAGAAGAGAUUCCCAACCCUACGAAAGUCCCGAAUCAAGAACCUGCGAUUGAUCCUGCCAAAACCACAGAUUUGAAGGUUACCGGAGGCGAAGGUGUUCCAACAGCUGAAGAUGGUGCAAUCGCAGCCUCGGGCCCCACCACAACUGAAGUUGCACCUGUACCAGAAGCACCAAAACAGGAUUUCAGCGCCGGUAUUGAAAAAUCCGAUGCACAGAAGGAGGCAGAGAAACGUGCUGCAAGAGCCAAGAGAUUCGGUAUCACAGAGGAUGAUGAGGCCGCGAAAUUAGCAGAGCGUGCGAAGAAGUUUGGAUUGGACAACAGUAAAAUUGUCGAGGGAUUGGACAGCGCACUACCGGAAAGAAGACAAAAGAGAGCUCGGGAAGAUGGUAGACAAGGAGGAAGGAAUUCAAAAAGACCAACACCAGACACCAGGAGAUCACAACAUGGCCCAAGAAAUGCGCAGAAGUCCGGUCCAAAACCGCCUGCAGCAGGUCGUGUCACCGAUAACCCGGCUGAGAAGGCAAAGGCGGAAGCUAGAGCAAAGAGAUUUGCAACUGCUGAAUAAGGGGACCUACGGAGAUGACAUAGCUAUACAUCGCAACAACACGAUUAGCUAGCGUUCCUGUAUACUAGUGAUUUGUUUUUUUUUUAAUUUUCCACGGAAUUCAGCGGCCUUAAUCAUUUACAGAAUACCAUUGAUACGAAACAUUUUCUCUCUCUUGGUUUGGAUCCCGUGAGCUCACCAAUUUCCCAAAAUAUACGUCCAAACAAGCUCUGUCCGUGCUUCUUGAUCAAGUGCCAUUUCCCUGGGGACAUUUGCGGUGGUAUUUUAUCUACUUGUUUCGGUGGUUUUCAACGUUCAGGCGCAAGGUCCAUCCAGGUCUCGGACAAAUAUAUUAUUUUGAGCAUGCAAUAGUUGGAAUUUUGAGUUUUUGGAAAGGAUAUCAGGAACCAAUAACUACUUGAGGUUCGAGCAAGAGAUAUAAUAGGCACUCGAUAGUGCCAGGGGAAGGUCGACUCAAAUGUUGACGUCCAACGAUUAUCCUUUGAGCUUCCCGAAGGAUCUGCACUAUACCUUUGAUGGAACCAAGUACCGCGAAUGGAAAUCCCCAAGUGACUUUGAUAGAUGUGAUAGGAGUAGCAGAGGAAAUGGUAAUUAUCCGCAUCUACACACUUGAAAAGAGGUGCACACCGACGCCCGGAAAAAGGACUCUUGGAUCAACAUUAUCUUCAUCCAAUCACAUUGGCGAAGCGUAGAUUUCCCCAUUCUAGUACGCCAUCGAUGUUCCAGACGGAAAAUCGAACUCAUCUCAUCGUUUGAAGUAACUGGGUUUACAACCAUACAUUGCAGCAUCACGUUACUGAUUUGGACCCGAAGUUAGGGAAAGCCGCACACCUUCUGCUGGUCCAAUGAGAGGUUCUAGAACCCUGCUCGUUGAGAAUAUAUUCAUCACCCGUGGCUUGGAAAUGCGUUGCGGUGCGGUCCUGGAUCCCGAAAAAAGGGUUUUCUGUGGGUGAUCUCUUUUUUCCGGAUCACGUUUGAUUGAUGUGAUUUGAUUGAAUGAUAUUUCCCCUCUUCUCUUCUCA
Molecule: messenger RNA, 2039 nt
Organism: Botrytis cinerea B05.10
Lineage: Eukaryota; Fungi; Ascomycota; Leotiomycetes; Helotiales; Sclerotiniaceae
Exons: 2
Coding region: 223-1017 (264 amino acids)
Biological process (GO): poly(A)+ mRNA export from nucleus
Cellular component (GO): nucleus
Source: RefSeq, a predicted model, not a curated record